This is a messenger RNA of Rhodotorula toruloides NP11, 267 nucleotides long. RefSeq names its product 60S ribosomal protein l18. Gene Ontology annotation, molecular function: structural constituent of ribosome; RNA binding. The coding region runs from base 1 to 267 and encodes 88 amino acids. Gene Ontology annotation, biological process: translation. The transcript has 3 exons. Gene Ontology annotation, cellular component: cytosolic large ribosomal subunit; ribosome. The record is from RefSeq and is a predicted model, not a curated record. Lineage: Eukaryota; Fungi; Basidiomycota; Microbotryomycetes; Sporidiobolales; Sporidiobolaceae.
AUGGAGCUGGCUCGCUCGCUCAGGUUCACCCGCACCGCCCGCGCUCGCAUCGACAAGGCUGGCGGAGAGUGCAUCACCCUCGACCAGCUUGCGCUCCACAAGCCCACCGGCGCCAACACCCUCCUCCUCCGCGGCUCCAAGAACUCGCGCGAGGCCGUCAAGCACCGCGGCUCGGGUGUCAACCACGCCAAGCCCUACGUCAUCAGCAAGGGCAAGAAGGAGGAGAACGCUCGCGGUCGCAGGAAGUCGCGCGGCUUCAAGAUCUAA